This is a messenger RNA of Tetranychus urticae (two-spotted spider mite), 2530 nucleotides long. RefSeq names its product NADH dehydrogenase (ubiquinone) 75 kDa subunit (gene ND-75). The record is from RefSeq and is a predicted model, not a curated record. Gene Ontology annotation, biological process: ATP synthesis coupled electron transport. Gene Ontology annotation, cellular component: membrane. Lineage: Eukaryota; Metazoa; Arthropoda; Arachnida; Trombidiformes; Tetranychidae. Gene Ontology annotation, molecular function: iron-sulfur cluster binding; NADH dehydrogenase (ubiquinone) activity.
AGUAGGUUUGAUAAAAUCAGUAAGGAAAACAAUCCUAUUCCUUGGAGUGACCUUAAACAAAACAAACAAAAAUAAAUUAAAUAAUAAAGUGGAAAAAUUAAUAUUGUUUAAUUAUGUUACGUUCGGUAGUUAACCAAUCCUUUUACCGUCGACUACUUGCUAGUUCUGUGAAAAAUGAGUCUGGUUUUGUGCGAUCAUUUGCAUCUAAAAGUGAAGAAAGGAAACAAGCUUCAACUGCUUCUCCAGCUACAAAAGAAUCAAGUAAACCUCAGCCUGAAAUGAUUGAAAUAUUUAUUGAUGAUAAACCAUAUCAGGUUGAAAAAGGUAUCACUAUUUUGGAAGCUUGUACAGUGGCUGGUGUCGAGGUACCUCGCUUUUGUUACCAUGAGAGACUCAGUAUAGCCGGUAACUGUCGUAUGUGUCUAGUUGAAGUAGAAAAGUCUAUUAAGCCUGUUGCCAGCUGUGCUAUGCCUGUGAUGAUGCCUGGUAUGAGAGUUAAAACUAAUUCACCAGCAGCUAAGAAAGCCCGUGAAGGUGUUAUGGAAUUUCUAUUGUUAAAUCAUCCACUGGAUUGUCCAAUUUGUGAUCAAGGAGGAGAAUGUGAUCUUCAAGAUCAAUCAAUGGCUUAUGGAACUGAUAGAUCUCGGUUAUUGAUUGCAGUUGAUGAAAAGAGAGCUGUUGAAGACAAAGAUAUUGGUCCAUUGGUCAAAACAAUUAUGAAUCGAUGUAUUCACUGUACUCGAUGUGUACGUUUCAUGAACGAAAUUGCUGGUGUCAGUGAUUUAGGUACCACAGGAAGAGGAAGUGAUAUGCAGAUUGGAACUUAUCUUGAAAAUAACGUUCUAGCAACUGAAUUGAGUGGAAACAUUGUUGAUUUAUGUCCUGUUGGAGCCCUUACCUCGAAGCCUUACACUUUCACAGCUCGACCAUGGGAAUUACGACGUUUUGACUCUAUAGAUGUAAUGGAUGCUGUUGGAUCUAAUAUAAGUGUUUGCCAAAGAGGCGGAGAUUUGUUGAGGGUUAUACCGCGAGCUAAUGACGAUGUAAAUGAAGAAUGGUUAGGUGAUAAAUCUAGGCAUGCACCAGUCGACGGUCUGAAGAAUCAACGUCUAACUGUACCCUUAGUUCGUCCUUCUCGAGGUUCUCCUCUGCAACAAUGUGACUGGGAAGAUGCGCUUCUAACUGUUAGUCAAGUUUUCAAUAAGAUUCCCCCAGAACGUAUAGAAAUUAUUGCUGGACCUAUGAUUGAUGCAGAAACUUUGGUUGCUAUCAAAGAUCUUAGUUCAAGUAUGAACUGCAAUAACUAUUACGUUCAUGUAGAUAGCAAUGUUGAGCCAAGCUGCAUACCAUCAGCUGAAGAUCGUAAAUUCCGAUCAAACUACCUUUUCAAUACAACUAUUGCCGGAAUAGAGGAUGAAGUUGACUUAAUUUUACUGGUUGGUACCAAUCCAAGAUACGAAGCUCCCUUGGUCAAUGCCCGUAUACGUAAAGCUUGGAGAAAUCAUGUUAUUGAUGACAUCGCAUUAAUUGGUCCAAAAGAUCUUGAUUUAUCUUACGAUUACGAAUGGCUUGGUAGUGAUAGCAAAGUCUUAGAAUCCGUCGCUGAUGGAAAACACGCAAUGUCUCAAAGACUAAGUAAAGCCAAAAGGCCGAUUGUUAUUUUAGGACAGCAAAUAUUGAAAGAAGGUGAUGGUAAAAGUAAUAUUUUUGAAACAGUUCGUUAUAUUUGUGACAAAUAUGGCGCCGAGUUAAAUGUACUGCACACUAAUGCUAGUCAAGUAGCAGCUUACGAUUUAGGUUUUAAGCCCUCUACCGAACGAACUCCCCUUGCUAAAUCUGAUGAACCCUCUCUCCUGUGGUUAAUUGGUGUUGAUGAUGAAAACCUAGACUUAGGAAGCAAUCCAUUUAUCAUAUACCAAGGACAUAAUGGAGAUAUUUGUGCAAACAAAGCUGAUCUUGUUUUACCAGGAGCCGCUUUUACCGAAAAGCAAGUAACCUAUGUGAAUAUGGAAGGUCGAGUACAGCAAACAUUAGCAGCAAUUACCCCACCUGUAAUGUCUCGUGAAGAUUGGAAAAUAGUUCGUGCAUGUGGAGAGAUUGCCGGUCAUCUUUUACCCUAUGACACACUCAUCGAUAUUAGAGGUCGAAUGGCUCAAUUGGCACCUCAUCUUGUUCAACAUGAUUAUAGAAAAUUAAAUUUACCCUCUUCACCGAGUCCACCAAAAGCAACACAAUAUCGCAAAAGCGAUAAACCCAUCAAUUUAAUGCCCAAACUGAGAAACUUAAUAGAUUAUUAUCAAACUGAUUCCAUCUCAAGAUCAUCUCCUACAAUGGCAAAAUGUAUUGCUGCUGUACAAAAAGAGUACGAGAAACGUUCCUCUAAAUGGUAAACGUGAAAAAGAAAUUACGAUAAUUUGCAAUCAAAUUUGAAUUGCAAAGUAAAAUGAUUAAAUUGAAUUCACUUUUGUUCGGUUGUAUCAAUAGAUUGUAUGCCAAUUGUAAAAUAAAUAUCUUCCCGAUCUUAUGUUUA